Molecule: messenger RNA, 502 nt
Organism: Cucurbitaria berberidis CBS 394.84
Lineage: Eukaryota; Fungi; Ascomycota; Dothideomycetes; Pleosporales; Cucurbitariaceae
Exons: 3
Coding region: 5-502 (165 amino acids)
Biological process (GO): ribosomal large subunit assembly
Cellular component (GO): preribosome, large subunit precursor
Source: RefSeq, a predicted model, not a curated record
CACAAUGGCGGCCUACAAGACACCAAGUGGUGUCGAUAAGAAACGCAAGUCGAAAAAGAGAAAGUCACGACUCGAAGUAUCGUCUUCAAGCGAAAGUGACAGCGAUGUCGAGACACAAAAGAAGAAAGAGCGAACUCCUAGUCCGGUAGAACAAGAGACCCAAGAAACUCCAAAGGCAACCCUCAAGAAAGAAAAGAAGAAACCCAAACCCACACAAGAGCACGAUGGCGACGAAAUCAUGAUAGAUGCUCUGGCUCAAUCUAAUAUUCCUAAGGCCACCAGCUCAAAAAUCCAAACGCCAGCGCAAACUCAAGAGGACUUUGAUGCCAUUUACCUGCGCAGAAUUACCACGGAGCUCGCAGAUGAUCUCGACAAGGUGCGCGAGGCACAGGAUUUCAAGGCGAGUAGUCUGCCUAUGUUGAUUCAUGCGCUGAAGCAGGGUGGGAGUGUGUUUAGUGCGGAGGAGAAGAGGAGGAUUGUAGUUGGUGGAGCUGCUGUGUAG